Messenger RNA from Trichomonas vaginalis G3, 2544 nucleotides. Its product is annotated as biological adhesion protein. The coding region runs from base 1 to 2544 and encodes 847 amino acids. NCBI's taxonomy places the organism in Eukaryota, Parabasalia, Trichomonadida, Trichomonadidae. The transcript has a single exon. The record is from RefSeq and is a predicted model, not a curated record.
AUGGAUUCUCAUGAUGAAUAUCAAACAGAUUCAACUCUUUCUGAUAAAAUUCAUCAAAUGUCAAUAGAAAUCGAUUCAUUAAAAGCUUCACGUAAUUAUUACAAGGAUCAAUGCGAAACGUUAUUUGUUUCAUUAUCUAAAACAGUAACAGAUCAAACACCAUCAUAUCGAACACAAAAGGAAGUAGAAGAAACUAUUUCCAAAAUCAAAGCUCAAGAGGCAGAGAAGAACAAAAUUCUCAAACAAAGGUAUAAAGAGAGGGAGAAAAUAUAUCAAAACGAAAUAAUCAAAUUACAAGAUACAAUCAGACAUCAUGAAAGAAUUAUUGAUAACCAGAAAAAUGCAAGAACUGAACUAAUUGAGCAAUUAAUGAGUUAUAAAAAGAGAUUAACUACAUCAGAAUCGAAGCUCAAAGAUGCAGAGUCUACAUUAGAACAAAUUAAAUUAUCACGUAGUUCAAUUCAAAUAAAUUCUCAACAAAGUCAAUUAAUUAACAAUAGCAAUACAUUAAAAGAAGGAAACACAAAUGAGAUAAGCCUUCUAAAGCGAAAAAUAGUUAAAUAUGCUAAGCAAAUUGAAGAAAUGCGUACUUCAGUUGAAUUAAGUCAAUCACUUAAUGACGAUACUAUAAAAGAAAACAAAUCAAUGAAAAUUAAGAUUUCUGAACAAGAAUCAAUAAUAAAUGAACUCAAAAAGAUGAACGAAUCUCAAAAACAACAAGUAAUUGAUUCUCAAUCGUUGCUAGUUAAUGCAAUAAAAGAAGUAGAGUUGCUUCAAAGCGACGUUGAAUCUGCUCAAUCAACAAUUGAUUUGCUUGUCAAGCGCUUAUAUGAAAAAGAAUCAGAAUUUAAUUCUUAUGUUCAAGAAAUUGCAACUAGAAUAGCAGAAAACAAUCAACAAAAGUCUUCAAUUAAAGAUGGAAGUACAACAAUUAUAAAUCUUCAAUCUCAAAUUCAAACAUAUAUUCAACAAAUUACUGAGCUCAAGCAAACAAUAGAAAUUAAUCAAAAUACAACUCAAACUCAAGUUACCACAUUCAAUAACCAAAUAUCAUCACUUAAAUCCACAAUUGACUCUCAAUCAAAUCAAAUUGAGGAUUUCAACAAGAAGAUUCAAUCACUCCAAUCAGAAUUACUUGCAGAAAAACGCCUCAGAAAGGCAGCUGAAGUUGCAAAAGAAGCUGCUGUUACAAAUCUGAAGAAUGCAUAUGCUUUACUUGCAGCAAAUGAAAAUACAAGGAACGAAAGUACAGCAGAAAUAGACAGAAUCACGACGGAAAUGACAACAAAGAAUAAAGAUAUUGAAGAAAAAGAUGCAACAAUCAAGAAUCUUACGGAAGAACUCAAACAAACAGUUGAAAAACUUAAUAAUUCUGUAAGUUCAGAAGCAAAUCUAAGGGAUAAACUUAAAGAAGUAAAUGACAAAUACAUUCACAUGCAAGAGAAUUCGAUACUUCGAGAAGAAGCACAGAAAGCAAUUGAUGCAGUUGCUGAUGAAAGAGACAAAGCAAUUGAAAGCAGACACCAAAUAGAAAUUGAUCACAGUACUUGCUUGAAUGAAUUGAAUGAUUUGAAGAUUGCUUUCUCUCAUCAAGAAUCAACAAUUGCUGCUCUUCAAAAUGAAGUUAAAUCUCUUACAAAUGCUAAUAAGAACCUUAGAUCAAAACUUCUUAAUGGUGAAGAAAUUUCUGAAAUUUCUGAAACAAACGAAAUUUCAAAUGUCACAACAUCAAGAUUACUUGAUAACCAGGAUGACCUUGAAAAAGGAAUGGUAAUAUCAGAAAUCAAGUCUCAACUUGAACUAACACAAAAACAAUCAAUUAAGGAUCAAACAACAAUACAAGGAUUAAGAAAUGAGAUUGAAAACAUCAAGAAAUCAUUGAUUGAAUUUGCUGAUUCUUUCAAGGAAUUUGCAAAUUAUGUUCCAUCAAUUGGAGAAUCACAUCAGCGUUUAAUGAUGAAGAUCAAAAAGAUUGAUGAUAUCAAUAUAGCUAUUAAGAUUAUAUCACAAUUUAUUGUUGAUUCUUUCGAUGAAUGCGUUAGAUUUUCUAAGAAUACAACACAAUCUACAGAAGGAACUUUGUUGCGUUCAUCAAUAUACCAUUUAACAAGGAAGAUUGACAGUUUGCAGCAACAGAAUGCAGCUCAAGCUCAAGAUAUUAAUACAUUGCAACAGAAUAUUCAAGCAGUUUACAGUAACAAAGAGAAAUGUGAAGAUGAAUUACAAUCAUUCACAAAGACAAUAACUUCUCUUCGCGUUACCCUUGAUGCAACAAGUAAGAAACUGCAAGAAAGCGAGACAGAAAAGAAGAAACUUAGACAAGAACUCAAAUCUGUGCCUUCAAUAGUUAGUACUCAACAAAAAGAUGAAAGUUCUUUCUCAGAUUCUCUAAAUUUGUCUGAAAUUUCAUCACUUGAUGAGGAUGACUUAAAAACAAUAGUCAAUGAAUCAGAACAUAAUGAGACUAGAGGAAAGAACCAUCCCAGUGAGAGCGCAACAGCUUUAGCAGAUUCUCUUGCAAUGUUAGAUUUGAUUUGCCAAUAA